UUGUCUGAUCCUGAAAGUGAAGUAAGAAAUGUAGACAAAGAGGGUAGUCACAAAAUAAUGCAACAAUCCAUCUUUGAUGAUCAACAAACACGAUUUGACGGUAAUAGUAACAUCACAGACAAUCCUGAGAGACAAGAAAAUGAUGGACUUAAUUCGUAUAAUUUUACGUCAAACAAAAAACGUCAUCUUCAAAUUCUUCAAGAUUCAUCAAAUAAUCUAAUUCACCAGCACAAUAUCUAUCGACAAGCUGCGAAUAGAAAUCUUGAAGAUUAUCGUUCCAAAAUAGAGCAUCAAAUGCGUACCAAAUACAACAUUCAUGAGCGUAGUUAUAAAGUUGGUGAUCUUGUUAAAGUACAAAUCGCUAAGAUCGACCGUGGACCUGGUGAUCCCGGUGAAGUUUUACCCCUCGGAUCAAGAAAAUUUUCAGAGCUUGAUGAUCCUCCAACCAAUACGACUAUUAGUGUAAUCGAAGCCGCAAGAUUACAAUCCAAUGCUAUUGCCGGCAAUAAAACAUAUGUUCUUGCAGAAAGGCGAAUGUUUUAUAUGGGAGUGGGUGCCAUCCAAAAAGUUUGA
This is a messenger RNA of Racocetra fulgida, 573 nucleotides long. NCBI's taxonomy places the organism in Eukaryota, Fungi, Glomeromycota, Glomeromycetes, Diversisporales, Gigasporaceae. The record is from the annotation of a GenBank genome assembly.